Molecule: messenger RNA, 808 nt
Organism: Mus caroli (Ryukyu mouse)
Lineage: Eukaryota; Metazoa; Chordata; Mammalia; Rodentia; Muridae
Gene: Fdx2
Product: ferredoxin 2
Biological process (GO): P450-containing electron transport chain
Cellular component (GO): mitochondrion
Molecular function (GO): electron transfer activity; 2 iron, 2 sulfur cluster binding
Source: RefSeq, a predicted model, not a curated record
AGCAUGCUAGGUCUUCCGGUCACGUGGCCUGUCAUGGCCGCCUCCAUGGCCCGGGGCGUGAGCGCCCGGGUCCUGUUACGGGCGGCCGGGGGAUCUUGGGGACCCAGGGCCGGGCACGCGGCGGUAACAUCUAGGACGUUCGGGACUACAGGAGAGCGGCGUGCUGGCGAGGAGGAGGCGGACAGCCCGGAGCUGCCCCGGGACGUGGUCAACGUGGUGUUCGUGGACCGCUCUGGCAAGCGGAUCCCGGUGAGGGGCAGAGUCGGGGACAAUGUUCUAUACCUGGCCCAGCGCCACGGGGUGGACCUGGAAGGGGCCUGCGAAGCAUCCCUGGCCUGUUCCACCUGUCAUGUGUAUGUGAGUGAGGCCCACCUGGAUCUCCUGCCUCCUCCUGAGGAGAGGGAGGACGACAUGUUGGACAUGGCUCCACUGCUCCAGGAGAACUCAAGACUGGGCUGCCAGAUUGUGCUGACCCCUGAGCUAGAGGGAGUUGAGUUUGCUCUUCCCAAGAUCACCAGGAACUUCUAUGUGGACGGCCACAUCCCCAAGCCCCACUGACAAGAGGCCACUGGACAGACCAGGCCAUGGAACUGAAAAGAAAAGCCACGCUUCCUACUCCAGAGCACGGACUGCCCAGGAAAGAGAAGUUGGACCCACAGUGUGAGACCAGAGCUGCCACUGGGGACAGCCAGUGUCUGAGCCCUGAGGGGGAUGGGUCUCCAUCUUGGGUGUGUCAGUCCACCAGGGAGAAUCGAACUAUAAAUUAAGGAUGGACUCUAACCAGAGCUUCAAUAAAAAGUCACACACA